Molecule: messenger RNA, 825 nt
Organism: Cladophialophora yegresii CBS 114405
Lineage: Eukaryota; Fungi; Ascomycota; Eurotiomycetes; Chaetothyriales; Herpotrichiellaceae
Exons: 2
Coding region: 1-825 (274 amino acids)
Biological process (GO): chromosome segregation
Cellular component (GO): Ndc80 complex
Source: RefSeq, a predicted model, not a curated record
AUGUCUACCACAAUUCAUCAGUCGCAGUUCUCUACGAGCACGUCCUCAUUUCGCGCUUCGCAAUCACAGCCGGCGCCCACGAUGUCAUACUCGGACACGCCUCUCACGCAGCUACCGUCUGUGGAUUUUAACUUCGACGACUUGCGAAAGCGUAUGGCGGACUUCACCAUCAAAUUCGAUGCAUUCAUCGAGCAAGGGAGGAAGAGAGUCCUAGAAGAACGAAAUGAGUUCCGAGCGCGCUUGGGUGAAUUGAGUGAGGAACGACGCUCGACUAGCACACAAAUCACCACGCUCCAAUCCACGCUGUCUACACAUAAUCAAGUAUUGGCACGCGAGCAAGCCGAGAAGAAUGAAAUGCACUCGCAAAUCAGCAGCCUCGAAUCUCACGCAACACAGCAAUCUGCGAAACGCGACCGACUGAGGUCCGCCAUCGCACAGACACAACGCCAAAUUGACGCGAAGGUACAAGCGCAAAGGGAAUAUGCAGCGAAACAGGAUGGACAAAGUCAACUUAACAGGCCUGAAUUGAGUUUUUGGGAGACAUAUCUCGGAUGUAGGAUUGAAGGGAGCGGAGACGAGAACAAGGUCAGAAUUGUGUUUAUAUUCCCACCGUCGAAAAAUUCUGGCUCUGGACUUGACGACAGAGAAGCCCUUUUUGAACUGGCGGUGCCGCUUACAGGUCAUGGAAAGUACGAAGUCACCUAUAUGAAACCCAAGUUGGAGCCGGCGCGGGUAGAAAGAGUCGUGGAUCGGUUGAACGCGACGAGGGAGAUUGGCACCGUGCUGAAGGGAAUGAGGGCGUUGUUUGUAGAGGCUAUCCAGUGA